Messenger RNA from Prorocentrum cordatum, 2228 nucleotides. The record is from the annotation of a GenBank genome assembly. NCBI's taxonomy places the organism in Eukaryota, Dinophyceae, Prorocentrales, Prorocentraceae.
AGGCUUUUCUUCUCCGCCUCUGGCCGGCCGGUGCGGCCCCGCAUGCGGCCGCGCCUCGGGCUGCUGCUGGCCGGCUGCCUGCUGGGCCUCGGGCGGCCAGGCGGCGAGGCGGUGCCCGCCGCCGGCGGCGGGGCGGCGGUGGAGCAGCCGCCGCCGGGCGGCUGGCGGUUUCCCUAUCCGCCGGACACGCGUCCCAAUGGGUGCGAUGACAAGCAGAUCCACGACGGCGUGAGCGUGAGCCCACCGUCGGAUCCCGCCGAGUUCUCCAGCCACACCGUUUCCGUGGUGAUUCCGUGGCUGAACGAGACGUGGCAGCACCUGGAGGGGACGUUGGCGGCCCUGCUCCACUUCACGCCGGACGUGCUGCUGGAGGAGGUCAUCUUCAUAUCGGACGGCAACGAAGACUCCAAGGAGGAGGAGCUCAUGAGGCUGUCCAGCAAGGUGAGGGUGAUUGCGCUCCCCAGUAGAGAGGGCCUCAUCCGAGCGAAGAUGAUCGGCGUGGAUGCCGCAAAGGCUCCAGUGAUUGUCUUCCUGGAGGCACACUGCAUCGUGAACCGCGACUGGCUUCCGCCCCUUCUGACCAGGGUCAAGGCGAACCCACACGUACUCGCAAUGCCUUUCAUCGACUACAUCUCGCCCGCGGAUUGGUCCGUCUACCGCAAGGGCGGGACUGGGCAUUGGCGCUACGAGUGGAACUUCAAUCUGAUCUACUCCAACCCAGGUGGUUUCCUCCGCGACACCGCCGAGGUCAUUAUAAGUCCUGGCACGUCCGGGGGCAUCUUUGCCAUUCGGGCCGACUGGUUCCGAAAGCUACGCCUCUUCGACCCCGGGAUGCAGCAGUGGGGCGGCGACCACUUCGAGCUCACCAUGAAGGUGUGGCGAUGCGGGGGGCGCAUCGAGAUAGUCCCUUGCUCGAGGAUAGGUCACGUGUUUCGCACGCCGCAGGAGAGGCCCUACGCGGUGGAGAUUCUUCAGGUGGUCCGCAACUACGCCAGGCUCUCGCGCAUCUGGACGCAGGACCACCUUGAGUAUCGAAGGUGAAGAACGAGGCCAGGUCCAUGACCUUCCUGGACAUGGAACCCCUAAGAGAGGCGCACGCGGAGCUGGUGAGGGAUCUGGGGUGCAAGGAUCAGACUGGAUUUUUAAAUAAUCGGAUUAGACUUCGGAGGCAGUAGUGGUGAUGUAGAGUUUGCCCGAUGCCGAUGUAAUUUAGUUUUGGAAUUUGGGCGUGAUUUCGAAGGACAUGACCUGGUACCUGGAGAACGUCGACCACGAGAUGCACUGGGAGAUGGACAAGAUCUGCGUGCCGGGCGCCCCGAACGCCUGGAACGGGUGUUCUGGCCCCCCGAUCCCGGGGCGCGCCACUGUAACCGCGUCAUGCCGAGGCAGGAGUUCGUGGCCGCUCGGGUGACUGCAGCCGUGCGGAGGGCCAGAGAGAAGCGAAGGAACGACUCCUCGGGCACCGUCGACCAACGGCGCGUGGAGCCCCGCGCCGUGGACUUGCAGUUCGUCAGGCCGACCCUCGACGUCGAGAUGAACCCGUAGCCCUCUCCUGGAGGGAGGAGACGCGACACCACUCCAGACCGCCCAUGGGGUCGGAGGAUGGCGCCACAUAUCUGAUGCAUCACCAGGGACGCCACCACCACCCGCCACGGUGCCUUCCCGAGCCGAAGGUCGGGAAUGCCUCGAGCGAGACGCCGCAAGGCAAACGGGGGGCCACGCCACCAGGGUUGGGGCCCUGCCUGGCUCUCGCCUCACGGCGGCGGUGGCGUCGUCUCUCCCUGCUCCCCUUCCCCCGCUGGUUCCGCUCCGGAUGGGCCAGCGUGAAGGACGAAACGGGAGUUGGGAAGGAAGGGGUCCUGGAGGUGCUUCGAGGAACGGCUCGGGACGAAGAGCCCGUCCGGGAUCCCCAGGGCCCAGGACCCGUUUCCUCCAGGAUCCGUGUCCCUCGUCCCGCCGACCAGGACGCUCUUGGAGAGAUCUGAUUGCUCGGUGGCGUCAGGUGUCCCCAGGGCGAGGAAGCGCCGUGCCGAGUAGAGUACGGAACGGCGCCUUGCCCCUGCGCAUCUGGUUUGCGUUUACCGCGCUGUCAUUUCAAGGCUGCAGCGCAGAUGCGCACCGGACGAAGUCUAAAUGACUCACUGGGGUGGAUGGACAAGCGCCGCCUGCAUCACUACCCGCAGUGCCAGGCAUGCCACUCCCACUGCCAGCGGGCAUCCCAAAAAAGC